CAUUUGCCUCUAACUUUUUGCACCCUCUUCUCUCCUCUCGCCUGCCCGUGAAUCUAUUUUGCAGUAUAUAUUCGACUUCUCAUACCUCGUCCGGCGUCCUCACCCGGAGAAGGUGGACCAGCCCACAAUGCCCAAAACUAGCGUUAAGGAAAAGUCCCGCCAAAAGUCCGAAGACGCCUCUUCGCACUUGGUCUACGAGGCGGGUAAACCUAUUCGCGCCCAGAAUGAUGACGACGAUUUAACCAGCAGUGAAGGGAGCAGCGAUGAGGAUGUGCCCGAGAAGGACGAGGCGGAACUGAAGCUGGAACAGAUGCUCUUCGGCGACGACGAUGGUUUCCUUGGCGCGCUGAAGACCCAGAAUGAGCGCGGUUUGGUUCUGGCUGAUCAAAGCGAUGAAGAAAUGGCAGAUGGUGAUGAACCAGCGGAAGAUGAUGAAGAGCAAGAUCUAAGCAAAAUGGCUGACUCCGAUCUUUUCUUCCUUGAUUCCGGACCAGGACCGGUUUCCGAUUAUAUUGGCGAGGCACCUUCAGUCCCGUCUGACGAAGAGGGUAGCGAUGAAGAGACCAAUGGCCUGCCCGCAUUGUGGCAUGAUAGCGACGACGAGCGCAUUACGAUCUCGCUGGCAAGUCACCAGCGGUUGCGCAAGCUGCGCGUUGCGGAGUCAGAAGACGUGAUCAGCGGCAAGGAAUACAUCCGCCGACUGCGCAGGCAAUUCAUCCAGCUUAACCCGUUGCCCGACUGGGCGAAUCCCGAGAAAAACCACGAGAAGAACGACUCGGGUGCCGACGACAUGGAUACGGAUGACGAGGAGCUCUCGUCCACGCAGCCUCUCGCGAAACUGCUUCAAGGUGCCACAGACCUCGUCAAACUGGAGGACAAUACAGGCCCCAGUGGUAAGAGAAAGAUGCGUCAGGAGGUAAUUGACAUUGCAAGACUCAAGGACGUCGGCAAGGACCAGCCGUCGUCCAUCGAUUCACUUUCUUUCCACCCGCAUUAUCCACUGCUUCUCUCCUCCGGACAGGCAGCCACUCUCUUCCUGCAUCACAUCUCGCCCUCCGCCCCGGUUCCGAACCCCCUUCUCACCUCCUUCCACAUCCGCCACACGCCGAUCCACACUUCUGCAUUUCACAUGCCCAGCGGAAACCGCAUCUUUGCGUCGGGACGUCGACGAUACUUCCAUAUCUGGGAUCUGGAAACUGGCAAGGUGGACAAGGUCAAUGGCACCUCAGACCGUAAAGAAGAGCAGAAGACGAUGGAGCGCUUUAAGCUGUCUCCGUGCGGACGGUUUGUGGGAUUGGUGGGCUCGUCCCGCAAAGGUGGUGGUCUCAUCAACAUCCUCGACUCCAACACGGCGCAGUGGAUUGCGCAGGUCCGCGUGGACGGCCGGGGCGGUGUGUCGGAUUUUGCUUGGUGGGGUGACGGGGAGGGUUUGACGGUGGUGAGCAAGAGUGGUGAAGUCUCGGAAUGGAACAGACGCGUGAACCGAGUGGUGGCCCGCUGGAUGGACGCCGGUGCGGUGGGCACGACGGUCCUCAGCCUGGGCGGACGGUCCGGACGCACUCAACUUGGCGGCGAUCGCUGGGUCGCCAUCGGCAGCUCGAGUGGGAUUGUUAACGUAUAUGACCGCCGGGAAUGGGCGGCCGCAUAUGCCAAAGCUGCGUCGAACGGCGGGGACGAGACCACUCAGACCUUCAUCCCUCGGAACCCCGACCCCGUGCGUGUACUGGACCAGCUCACCACGCCGAUUAGCCACCUGGUCUUCGCACCGGAUGGACAGUUCUUCGUGAUGGCGAGUCGCUGGAAGCGCGAUGCGCUGAGAAUCGUCCACCUCCCCAGCUGUACGGUCUACCGCAACUGGCCGACCUCCAACACCCCUCUUGGCCGGAUCUCAGCCGUGGCCAUCUCGCCCAACUCGGAGCAGUUGGCCGUAGGUAAUGAGCAGGGCCGGAUUCGUUUGUGGGAAAUUCGCGGGUGAGACGACGGGGAGCUCCUUAUGCAGUUGAACAUUACUGUGGCAUAUAGACGUGUUGUAUGAUUUCCACCCGGGUGAAAGUGGCAUGCAUAUAAAAAGUAAUUGCGCUUGGAAACCAGCUCU
Molecule: messenger RNA, 2095 nt
Organism: Aspergillus saccharolyticus JOP 1030-1
Lineage: Eukaryota; Fungi; Ascomycota; Eurotiomycetes; Eurotiales; Aspergillaceae
Product: WD40 repeat domain-containing protein
Exons: 4
Coding region: 128-1975 (615 amino acids)
Biological process (GO): rRNA processing
Cellular component (GO): Pwp2p-containing subcomplex of 90S preribosome; small-subunit processome
Molecular function (GO): protein binding
Source: RefSeq, a predicted model, not a curated record